AUGACAGUCGUCGAGAAGAGCGCCUUGGUCGAAAAGCCUCCGGUUGCUCCCGCACCUGAACUUUACAUGUACAGAUAUGCAACCAAGCGUUGGAAUUUGGUGAGAGCACCUCUCCGCUUGGACGUAGCGCAAAGUCGCCGUAAGCAUCGUAUUGAUCCUUCCCAGGCACAUAGCGCAUCCUUUCAUCUAAAGACGCUCUACUUGUUUACGAGAAGCGACAUCAAGACCGUACUAGCACCUCAAAUCAUCUUCAUCACAGCAGCUCUGCUGAGUCGCGAAUCACUCACGACAUCAUUCGACGAACCAAGAUCCACAACACUGCAAAGGCUACCUCUGGCCAUUCUGUGGAUAUGGCUCAACCUCAUCGUCUGUGGAAUCUCGAACCAGCGGCUUGCAGACUCUAUUCUUGAAGACGAGCAUAAUAAACCGUGGCGGCCGCUUGCUGCGAAGCGGUUGACGCCCAAGCAAGCCCAACGCCUUCUCCUGGGCAUGAUACCUCUGGUGGCGGGAGUAAGCGCAGUACUCGGCGGAUUCAGACCGACAAUAUCUAUGAUGACGCUCCUGUGGAUGUAUAACGAUCUCGACGGCAGCAGCAUCAACAUCUGGGCUCGUAACGCGAUCAAUACUGGCGGCAUCAUGUGCUUCAGCGCCGGGGCGUUGGAAGUCUUCUCAGGCGGAGAUCUCCUGCCGAAGGCAUGGGCAUGGAUUGGGGUGACGGGCGCUGUCAUUGCCACCACGGUACAAGCGUUGGACUUCCCCGAUAUGGAGGGAGAUAGAGCUAGGGGUCGGAAGACGAUUCCACUGCUCUACGGGGAGGGCGUCGCUCGCGGUGGGUUGGCCGUGAUGGUCAUGCUGUGGUCUACUGCGUGUCCCUUGUUCUGGAAGCUCCAGCCGGCGGUCUGGGCGGCUCCUCUCGGAGUAGGAGUCUUGAUGGCCGGGCUGACGGUCGCGAGGAGAGACGAGAAAUCUGACGAUAUUGUUGCGAAGCUUUGGUGCCUGUGGAUGUCCGUUUUGUACGUCUUGCCCGUUUUUGCAGCAUAG
Messenger RNA from Colletotrichum orchidophilum, 1041 nucleotides. Its product is annotated as UbiA prenyltransferase. Gene Ontology annotation, molecular function: transferase activity, transferring alkyl or aryl (other than methyl) groups. NCBI's taxonomy places the organism in Eukaryota, Fungi, Ascomycota, Sordariomycetes, Glomerellales, Glomerellaceae. The transcript has a single exon. Bases 1 to 1041 code for a protein of 346 amino acids. The record is from RefSeq and is a predicted model, not a curated record. Gene Ontology annotation, cellular component: membrane.